Molecule: messenger RNA, 1608 nt
Organism: Miniopterus natalensis
Lineage: Eukaryota; Metazoa; Chordata; Mammalia; Chiroptera; Miniopteridae
Source: RefSeq, a predicted model, not a curated record
ACGCGUGCACAAUGUAUGUGUGUAUCUCCAAAUUUCAUAAGUUUAUUUUCUUUCACAGGUUUGAUCUUGCUCUUCUACCUAGUCUUUUAUGGGUUCCUGGCUGCACUCUUCACAUUCACAAUGUGGGUUAUGCUUCAGACUCUGAACGAUGAGGUUCCAAAGUACCGAGACCAGAUUCCUAGUCCAGGACUUAUGGUUUUUCCUAAACCAGUGUCGGCGUUAGAGUAUUCAUUCAGUAUGUCUGAACCAGAGUCCUAUAAAGGGUACAUUGAAGACCUUAAGAACUUUCUGAAGCCAUAUGCUUCGGAAGAACAGAAGAAUCUCCGACUCUGCCCGGAUGGACAGCUCUUUCAUCAGGAGGGUCCGGUUUAUCAAGCAUGUCAGUUUCCUCUUGACUUACUUGAGGAAUGCAGUGGGGUGAAGGACCCUAACUUCGGCUACUCCAGUGGGAACCCUUGUAUUCUUGUAAAAAUGAACAGAAUAAUUGGAUUAAAGCCUCAAGGUGAACCGAAGAUAUCAUGCUCUGGUAGUUCUAAGGGUGGAAACAUGACAGCUAUAUUAACUUACCCUCCAGAUGGACAUAUGGACUUAAAAUAUUUUCCAUAUUAUGGGAAAAAACUGCAUGUGAGCUAUCUACAGCCAUUAGUUGCUGUCCAACUCAGCCUCAAUGCUAACAAAACCCCAAAAGAAGUAACAGUCGAGUGCAAGAUUGUUGGAUCACCCAACCUGAAAAACCAUGAUGAUCGUGACAAGUUUUUAGGACGAGUUGUGUUCAAAAUCACAAUGCGUGCAUAGUAGGAGUUAGAAUAUGUCCACAGAGUAAAUGUUGUGUUGUCUGUCUUCAUUUUGUAUCAGCCGGACCUGACAUUCUAGAAUUAUGGGACCACCUGAGAGAGAGUUGGGGUGGUACAUGACACUGCGGUAGCAUUGUAAUGUGCUUCCCCAUCAUAGUGUUCAGUGUCCUCUGAAGUAACUGCCUGUUGCCUCUGCUGCCUUUGGGAACCAUUGUACAGUCGCCAGAUGGGGCCUGUGAACACCUGAUUCUGAACACGUGGGUCUUGUCCUAUUUUUUUAUGUGGUUUAAUUGCCAACUGUCUAAAGCUUAAUGUGCUGUGCCAUGUAAAUAUUUUGUAGAUUUAACCCUGGUUAAUUGUCAUAUUUUGAUGCCAGCACAUUUUUAAGGGUAAAAUGGUACCUGACCAACAUGAACAGCUGCAAGAAAUGUGUGUGGAGUUCUUUGUGUGAAGAGGAUCACAGGAAAUAAAAGUGGGUUUGAAAGGUUGUCUUGGGUUUUUGUAAAGUUAUUUUUUACAUGCUGAAUUAGUCUGUGGAUCUUUUUUAUUAAAAGCACAAACUGUUUAUUGUAAAACAUGUAAAAAAGAACAAGUAGUGGUGGGAUUAUUAGUGAUGGGACUAAAUCUCUUAUAAAAAGUACUUUAGACCAGAGAUGAAACAGCGUUUUUAGGUUGCUCAGUAUGAAUAUGCACCUAAUUUUUUAAUGAAAUUCCUAAGAUUUAAAUUGUAUAAUAGUUUGUGAAAUAUCUUGUUACUGCUUUUAUUUAGCAGAAUGUGGACUCUAAUAAAAAAUAUAAAUUGUAAACUAUAAAA